Aaosphaeria arxii CBS 175.79 is the source of this 645-nucleotide messenger RNA. RefSeq lists its product as uncharacterized. The record is from RefSeq and is a predicted model, not a curated record. The coding region runs from base 1 to 555 and encodes 184 amino acids. NCBI's taxonomy places the organism in Eukaryota, Fungi, Ascomycota, Dothideomycetes, Pleosporales. Gene Ontology annotation, molecular function: protein binding. The transcript has 3 exons.
AUGGCUUCCACACACGACGGCGACCCGAACAAGGUCUAUGCGAGACUGUUCUCCACCGGAGAACUCUCCGACGUGACGGUGCGUUGCGGGUCAGGAAUGACUCGCGCGCACAAGGUCAUACUGUACGGGAAGUCAGAGUACUUCCGGAAGAUCAUCGACAACGACUCUUCCGACCACGUCUCCAGCGCCUCGUACGAGAUCAACCUCGGGGCAUACAUGGGUAGCGAGCUCGUCUACAAGGCUCUGGAAUUCAUAUACGUCGGCGACUACAAGCCUGGCGCGUCCGAACUGCUUGCCCAGCUGAAGGGAUUCGUCGAGGACCCGGACAGCAGCAAGCCCAAAGAGCACGGAGACCCGAAACCCGUCAACCAUCCCUGGGUCAACAUUCACUCCGAGAAAGAGCUUCUCAUGCAUCUGGUUCUCUAUCAACUCGCGGAGAAGUUGCAGAUUCCUGGUUUCGAAGACACAAUCAUCAAGAAGUUCGAAUCUGCCUGCAAGAUGUUUUGGGAUUCGGACUCCUUCGUUGAGACCGUCGUGCAGCUCUUCAUGGAGUGACUGCACGAGGACAAGUUUCUGGAUGCUAUCUCACGAACCAUCGCCACUCAUCUCGACGAGCUGAUCCGGAAGCCUGAGAUUCGAAAAGUC